Rangifer tarandus platyrhynchus (Svalbard reindeer) is the source of this 543-nucleotide messenger RNA. Lineage: Eukaryota; Metazoa; Chordata; Mammalia; Artiodactyla; Cervidae. The record is from the annotation of a GenBank genome assembly.
AUGGGCAGACGCACCCCUCAGCGCGCCAGCAGUCGCCCCUCCUGGGGCAGGCCCGGGGGGCAGCCAGUCCUGAAUGGGGACACAGCCCCUCAGGCCUGCGUGGACAAGCCCUGCCCCCAGGUGCCCGAGCCGCCCUCCUCCACUCCCCGCCCCGCCCCGCAGGCAGAGCCCGAGACUCGUGCAGAAGAAAUGUCACUUCUGGGCGAAGGAGGGACUUCCCAGUCUCUCCUCCUCUCCCUCUCCCUGAUGGAGUGCCGGGCAGUGUCACCACACAAGGGAGUCUUCCAGGAGCCCAGCCUGUCACCAUGUCAAGAGGCUGGCAGCUCCCGAGCAUCUUGGCAGUUGGCCGCAGCUGGCGAGCUCGCCAUCUGCUUCCACUGGGACAAACCCACUCUGGGGGGCUCCACUACCCCAGCCCUGAUCUCCAUCCCAGGACGACCCAACCUUCCCCUGCGGAAGGGCGGCUGCCGCUGGACCUCACACCCCGACAGGCCUCACCCCCAGCGCCUCCUCCGCCAUCAGGCUGCCCUGGUCUGUGGGUGA